Molecule: messenger RNA, 507 nt
Organism: Saccostrea echinata
Lineage: Eukaryota; Metazoa; Mollusca; Bivalvia; Ostreida; Ostreidae
Exons: 4
Source: RefSeq, a predicted model, not a curated record
UUGGCAAAAGAAAGGGGAAAAAAUAGAGGAAAUUCUUUUUUUUUUCUGUCCAAGGCUAUAACAUCCAGGAGUCCUUCCUGUCAUGCAUCAAGGGACACCAUACUGUCUGUUUCGAACUGCCCACGAGCAGUGAAGGAUUGGCAAAUAGCUGUUGAAAGAAAAAAAUGCUCAUCAUUUGCCAGGAGAUGUAGUGAUCCAGACAAACUCGUGUACCACUGUGUAAUUAAUCCAUUUCACAACGAAUCUCUUGAAGUCUGUGCUUACCCGAAGAUAAUACAUCAUGGAUUUUGUGCAGAGUAUAGUUACAGCGCAAACAUAAUACAACAAAGUAUAGGAACAAAUUGCACCCACCUCAACAAUAAUUCGUGUCCUGUUAGCUACAAUUCAACAGACGCAUAUAAAUAUACUGCAUGUUACGACUUGGUGAAAAAAAUUCCAAAAAAUAAAGAAACCUCAAUGAUGUCUACGCCUGUUUCAACUAUAACAACCAGUGACGAGUUUUUGUAA